This is a messenger RNA of Formica exsecta, 494 nucleotides long. RefSeq lists its product as uncharacterized. The record is from RefSeq and is a predicted model, not a curated record. The transcript is spliced from 3 exons. NCBI's taxonomy places the organism in Eukaryota, Metazoa, Arthropoda, Insecta, Hymenoptera, Formicidae. The coding region runs from base 78 to 494 and encodes 138 amino acids.
UAAAUCACGAUAAUUUUUUUAGCUUGAAUCAUUUCGCUGAAGUACCGUCCUUUGCAUCAAAUUAUAUACAUCCAUAUAUGCGUUUUAUUGCAUAUCUUGUUGGUAUAACCGCGGGUGCAAUACUUCACGAUUAUAGAGGAAUAAAACGGGAAAUACCGACAUUCUGGUCGCAUGUAUUGGUUUUUAUAUUGCCUUUAACUUUGACUGUCACAUUUCAAUUGUGGGCGCAUAGAUUUUUUAUGCCAUAUACCGAGUGGUCACCUUUAGAAGGUGGAUUUUGUUCAUUCUAUCAGAAAUUACUAUUUGCAGUUUGCACUUGUGCUACGAUAGUUGUAUUAUCCCUUGACAACCGUUUAACAUUUUACCACAAAUUUUUGACACCUAAUUGGGUCCAAAUAUUAGGAAAAUUAACUUAUGGAGUUUUUCUAGUGAGUGAUAUAUUUCACAUUUACAACAACGGACGAAGAAGAAGCGCUAGAAUGUUCUCCAAUUAA